This is a messenger RNA of Lactuca saligna, 1557 nucleotides long. The record is from the annotation of a GenBank genome assembly. Lineage: Eukaryota; Viridiplantae; Streptophyta; Magnoliopsida; Asterales; Asteraceae.
AUGGCCGCUGACAUCUUCUAUGGUGUUCUUCCUCUCGUCAUCCUAUCUUUGUCUGUAAUUCUGUUCCUACGCCGUCGCCACUCUCAACUCAAAACCCCAUGUCCCCAAUCCUACCCACUCAUCGGAAACCUCAUCGGUUUCCUCCGCAACCGCCACCGUUUCCACGAUUGGGUGUCCGACAUGCUUUCCACCACCCCUUCUCUCACACUCCAAGUCAACGGCUUCCUCGGCCUCUCACACGGUAUCUGCACAGCUGAUCCCACCAACCUCCACCACCUUCUCCGCUCCAACUUCCCCAAUUACAUCAAGGGCCACCGUUACACUUCCGUCCUCCACGAGCUUCUUGGCAGAGGAAUCUUCAAUUCCGACGGCCAUAUCUGGUCCUCCCAACGCAAGAUCGCGAGUUAUGAAUUCAACACCAAGUCCCUUAGAACCUUCAUCACCAACACUGUCAAAUCCCAAAUUUCCAGAUCUUUAAUCCCUCAUCUUUCAUCCGCUGCUGACGCCGGAGAAUUACUCGAUCUACAGCAAGUCCUCCGUAAAUUCGGGUUUGAUAACAUAUGUAACGUUGCGUUUGGGGUUGACCCAGGUUUAUUGACAUCGAAUUCAACGGACUCGAACAAUCUGUUGUUUGUUCAGGCAUUUGAUUCCGCAGUUGAGCAUGUCUCCAACCGGUUCAUGUCGCCUCUCCCGGCGGUGUGGAAGAUGAAGAGAUUCCUCAACAUCGGUAAUGAGAGGAAGUACAAACAAGCAAUUGAAACGGUGAAUCAGUUCGCCAUGGAUAUAAUUAAAUCGAAAGAAACACAGAGUGAUUCCAAAACUGAUGAAGAUCUACUCUCCAGAUUCAUGGCUUCAAGUUGGGAUAUGGGUUUUAACGAUGACGAAAGGAGGAAAUUUGUGAGAGAUAUUAUCAUUAGCUUCAUACUUGCAGGUAAAGACUCAACAGCAACUGCACUUACAUGGUUCUUUUGGUUAUUAGCUGGUCAUCCUCAUUGUCGAGAUUUGAUUCACAGAGAGUUUUCUAUGUUAAUGGCUUCAUCGGCGUAUAUCCACCCAGAAAACCUCAACUUCGAUGAGUUGAAGAGUCUGAACUAUCUUCAUGCUGCUCUAUCGGAGUCCAUGAGACUCUUUCCACCUGUGCCAAUCAACUCCAGAUUGACGGUGGACCAUGAUAAGCUACCAGACGGGACAUACGUCGGAAAAGGGUGGUUUGCAGAUUACUCAGCCUACGCCAUGGGGAGAAUGGAGAAGUUAUGGGGGUCAGAUUGUAGGGAGUUUAAACCAGAAAGAUGGCUGGAUAACAAUGGGGUAUACCAGCCAUUGGAUCAGUUUAAGUAUCCGGUGUUUCAUGGUGGGUUUAGGAUGUGUUUAGGGAAAGAGAUGGCUUACUUGCAGAUGAAGUCCGUGGUUGUUGCUAUCAUAUAUGAGUUUGAGGUUGAGGUGAUUGGCGGUGGUGGAACGCCGGAAAAGAUGGUGGCUCCGCCCUAUACUCUCUCUCUUCUUCUAGGUAUGAAGAAUGGUUUACCUGUGCGACUAAAGAAACGGCAACAUCCCUAA